AUGUUCUGCCACGGGUGUAGCGGGUGGACAAAGGAAGGCGACAACUUCUGCACUCAUUGUGGGGACCGUUUUACGGAGAGGGGUCCGGUUUUGCUACGUUCGGAUCACAGCCCUGAACAGUCUCCGUUGGUCAUCGCCAAACAGACGGCAGAAGCGUGUAGAGAGUUAAAGCCAGCUCUGAGUGCGAGUGAGCAGGCUAAUGUUGAUUUGCAAGAAAAGUAUGAACAGGAAAGUCAGGCUAUUGUUGAUUUGAAGAAGAAGUAUCAUCAGGCUAGCCAGGAUAACCUGGCUUUGCGAGAGACGCACAAACGAGCUCAUCAGGAUAGUAAAGACCAGCAUGAGCAGGCUUUACAGGCUAAGGAGAAGGAGCAUAAAAAGGAUAUCCUUGCUAUGAAGACAAGGCAUAGGCUGGCCAUAUCAGCUAGUGAAAACAAGCAGAGACAAGCUAUGUUGGAUAGUGAAAACAAGCACAAUCAGGCAACACGUGCUUUAAAUAACGCUCAGAAGCGGCUUGAACAGGAUUUGAAGGCUUGGAAAGAGAAGUGUAAGCAGGCUAAGCAGGUUAAUGCUGAUUUGUGGGAAAAGCAUCAGCGAGCUUUGAAGAUUAUUGACGAACAACAUGAGCAGGUUCUGCUGGCUAGGGAAAAUGAACAGGCUGUGCUGACAGAGGAGCACAAACAGGCUAUCCUUACUAUGGAAGAAAGACAUAGGCUGGCGAUUGAGGCUCGUGAAGAACGGCAUGAGCGGGUUCUACUGGCUAGAGAAAGGGAGAAUAAACAGGCUCUGCUGGCUAUUGUAAGGGAGCAUAGAGAGGCCAUCCUUGCGAUGGAAGAUAUGCAUAGGUUGGCCAUGGAAGCUAAUGAAGAACAGCAUGAGCAGGUUCUACUGACUAGGGAAAAGGAACAGGCUCUUCUAACAGAGGAGCACAGACAGGCUAUCAUGACUAUGGAAGAUAGACAUAGGCUGGCCAUGGGGGUUAAUGAGGAGAGACAUAAACAAGCAUUACAGGCUAGUAAAGACCAGCAUGAGCAGGUUCUGCUAGCUAGGGAAAACGAACAGGCUGUGCUGACAGAGGAGCACAAACAGGCUAUUCUGGCAAUGGAAGAAAGAUAUAGACAUGCCAUGCAUGCUACUGAAGAACAACAUAAGCAGGUUCUACAGGCUAGAGAAAACGAGAAUAAAGAGGCUCUGUUGGCUAUUGUAGGGGAGCAUAAAAAGGCCAUCGUCACUAUGGAAGAAAGACAUAGACUGGCCAUGCAGGCAAGUGAAAAUAGACAUAAACAGGAAUUGCAGGCUAGUAAAGAAAAGCUUGAGCAGGCCAGGGGAAGUAAACUGAUAGAAGAGCACAAACAAGCUAUCCUGGCAAUGGAAGAUAGACAUAGGCUGGCUGUGCAGGCUAGUACCGACAUACACCGACAAGAUUUAUUGGCUAGUGAAGAGAGGCAUAGACAGGCCUUGUUGGCUAGUGAAGAUAGGCAGAGACAAGCUUUGUUAGUCAGUGAAGAGAGGCAGAGACAUAACAUUGAAAAGUUGAAGCAUGAUUUGCUGGCUAUUGAAGAUAAGCUUAGAGAGACUCUGCAGACAAUUGAUGACAGACAGACCACGCCGGCGGAAGGACCAACCGGUGUAGACAAGCGACAGGACAGUACAUCGUCUUCCCUAUCCCAACCCACCCCUGCCUCAGGCACAGCCGGUGCAGACCAGUGGCAGGGCAGAGCACCUUCUCCCCCACCCCAGCCCACUCCUGACGCCGUUACAGCCAACGAGGAAAAACCGUCGCAUUGGAAGAAGGAAGUACAUUGUGAGUCGCGUAUAGGUCACAAAGACAUCGCAGCUUUCCUUCGUAACCAAAGAGGGCGCCUUACAGACGGAGACCGCAGGCUGCUUCAGCACGCAAUGACACUCGUCAACAAAGAGUCCAAGUUUUGUAACCACGCCGAGAUCACGGUGUACGGAGAGCUGAUGACAGCAGUUUUCUACUCCGGAGAGAAAACCAACAAAUAUGUGAUACGACUGGUAGAGGGUAAACCAAUUGACGAAGUAGACGAAAGGGGGUGGGGUAAAACAGCGCGCGACACCGCACAGGGCACCUUUGAUUGGUGUAAAGACUCGGUUCGUGAGGCGGUUUCGCUGCCGUCGGAUCACAGCCCCACACAGGCUCCAUUGGACACCAGCAAACAGAUUGCAAAAGCGUGUAGAGAGUUGAAGCAAGCUCUAAGUGCGAGUGAACAGGCUAAGGUUGCUUUGCAAGAAAAGUAUGAGCAGGCCAAUCAGGCGAAUGUUAAUUUGCAAGAAAAGUAUGAGCAGGCCAAUCAGGCGAAUGUUGAUUUGCAAGAAAAUUUUCAGCAGUCUAAGCAGGCUAACGUUGAUUUGAAAAAGAAGUAUCAUCAGGCUAGGCAGGACAACCUUGCAUUGCGAGAGAAGCAAAAACAAGCUCUGCAGGAUACUGAAGAGCAGCAUGAGCGGGCUUUACAGGCUAAGGAGAAGGAGCAUAAAAACGAUAUCCUUGCUAUCAAGAAAAGACAUAGGCUGGCCAUGUCGGCUUGUGAAAAGAAGCAGAAGCAAGCUUUGUUGGAUAGUGAAAACAAGCACGAGCAGACUAAACGUACUUUAAAUGAGGCUCAGAAGCGGCUUGAACAGGAUUUGAAGGCUACGAAAGAAAGGUGUCAACAGGCUAAACAGGUUAAUGCUGAUCUGCGGGAGAAGCACCAGCAAGCUUUGAAAACUAUCGAAGAACAGCAUGAGCAGGUUCUACUGGCUAGAGAAAGGGAGAAUAAACAGACACUGCUGGCUAUUGUAGGGGAACAUAGAGAGACUAUCAUUGCCAUGGAAGAUAGGCACAGGCUGGCCAUGGAAGCUAGUGAGGAGAGACAUAAACAGGAGUUGCAGGCUAGUAAAGAACAGCUUGAGCAGGCUCUGCAGGCCAGGGAAAGUACACAGGGCAUGGAAGAUAGACAUAGGCUAGCUAUGCAGGCUAGUGCCGACAGACACAGGCAAGAUUUGUACGCUAGUGAAGAGAGGCAUAGACAGGCCUUGAUGGCUAGUGAGGAGAGGCAGAGACAAGCUCUGUUGACCAGUGAAGAGAGGCAGAGGCAGAACAUUGAAAGAUUGAAGCAAGAUCUGUUGGAUAUGGUAGAUAAACAUAAGCAUGAUUUGCUGGCUAUUGAUGAGAAGCUCAGACAGGCUCUGCAGGCUAGAGAAAGACAGACCACGGCGGCGGAAGUACCAACCGGUGCAGACCAGCAGCAGGGCAGCCCGCCUUCCCCACCCGCCCCUGACGCCGGUACAGACCAGAGACAGGACAGACCACCUUCUCCCCCUCCCCAGUCUACCCCUGCCGCCGGUGGAGUUCAAAUCGAGGUGCAGGACAUACAGUGCGAUCCGCGUAUUGGUCACGAAGACAUCGCAGCUUUCCUUCGAAACCAACGAGAGCGCCUUACAGACACAGACCGCAGGCUUCUCCAACAUGCCAUGACACUCGUCAACAAAGAGUCCAGCUUUUGUAACGACGCGCAGAUCACAGUGUACGGAGAGCUGAUGACAGCAGUUUUCUACUCCGGGGAGAAAACCAACAAGUAUGUGGUACGACUGGUAGAGGGUAAACCAAUCGACGAAGUGGAAGAUAGGGGGUGGGUGUGCAGCGUGCAUGAUUAA
This is a messenger RNA of Branchiostoma floridae (Florida lancelet), 3654 nucleotides long. Its product is annotated as trichohyalin-like. NCBI's taxonomy places the organism in Eukaryota, Metazoa, Chordata, Leptocardii, Amphioxiformes, Branchiostomatidae. Bases 1 to 3654 code for a protein of 1217 amino acids. The transcript has 6 exons. The record is from RefSeq and is a predicted model, not a curated record.